UGGUGGGGAAGGGCUUAAAGGCUGAGUCAAAAGCCAAGAAGUCUCUUUAUUUACGCCUACCUCCCAGCCCUUGGCAAUCUGACUAAUAACACACUGAGCUAACAAGAAAGACUAGAAAGGGAGGACAGAGAACAUUGCUGCAGCCUGGAUCCACAACCUCAGAAAGCGAGAGUGAUCAGUCCCAGCUCUGCCAAACAUCUUGUUUAUGGACUGCGUUCGGCAGCUCGCAAAUGGUUAACUAUAUGCAAAAAAAGUCAGCAUAGCUGUGAAGUAUGCCCUGAAUUUUAAUUGGGGAAGAAAAGGACAACUGCUUCGGGAUGAUCUAGCAGGCACUCUGCUAGAAAUAUUUUCAAUGAGAUGCUCAGCACUUUGUCUCUGACCAGAGGCUUUCACUUGAUAAAGUGCGGGACUUGCCAAAAAGUGAUAUUUGAGAAGAAAGUACACGGUGGUUAGUGUUUUCUUUUUAAUAAAGAAACUGAAUUGACUUUGAACAUCUCUUCCAGCUGUGCAUUACAGAUAACGUCAGGAAGAGUCUCUGCUUUACAGAAUUAGAUCCCACCACAUGACAACAUGAAGCUGUGGAUUCAUCUCUUAUACUCAUCUCUCCUUGCCUAUAUGUCUUCACAGUCCCAGUCUACAGGGUCCUCGGCCAGAGGUUCUUGUGAUUCUCUUUGCAAUUGUGAGGAAAAAGACGGCACCAUUUUAAUAAACUGUGAAGAAAAAGGUAUCAAGACGCUAUCGCAAAUAAGUGUGCCACCAUCACGACCUUUCCACUUAAGUUUAUUAAAUAAUGGCUUGACAAUGCUCCACACAAAUGACUUUUCUGGGCUUAGGAAUGCUGUCUCAAUACACCUUGGAUUUAACAACAUUGCAGAUAUCGAGAGUGGUGCAUUUAAUGGCCUUGACCUUCUAAAGCAGCUCCAUAUCAACCACAAUUCUUUAGAAAUUCUUAAAGAGGACACCUUCCAUGGGCUGGAAAAUCUGGAGUUCCUACAAGCAGAUAACAACUUUAUUACAGUGAUCGAACCAAGUGCCUUUAGCAAGCUCAACAGGCUUAAAGUGUUAAUUUUAAAUGACAAUGCUAUUGAGAGUCUGCCUGCAAACAUAUUUCGAUUUGUUCCUUUAACCCACCUAGAUCUUCGUGGAAAUCAGUUGCAGACAUUGCCUUAUGUUGGUUUCUUAGAACACAUCGGCAGAAUAUUAGAUCUCCAGUUGGAGGACAACAAAUGGGCCUGCAAUUGUGACUUACUGCAGCUGAAAAUUUGGCUGGAAAACAUGCCCCCACAGUCUAUAAUUGGUGAUGUUGUGUGCAACAGCCCUCCGGUGUUCAAAGGAAGCAUACUAAGCCGACUGAAAAAGGAAUCGGUUUGCCCCACUCCACCAGUGUAUGAAGAACAUGAGGACCCUUCAGGAUCAUUGCAUCUGGCAGUAACAUCUUCAAUAAGUGACGGCCGCAUGUUAAUCAAGACCACAUCCCCUUUAAAACCACCCACCAAAGCACCGGGUUUGAUACCGUAUAUUACAAAGCCAUCCACUCAGCUUCCUGGACCCUACUGUCCUAUUCCUUGUAACUGCAAAGUACUAUCCCCAUCAGGACUUCUAAUACACUGUCAAGAACGCAAUAUUGAGAGUAUAUCAGAUCUAAAACCACCUCCACAAGACCCUAGAAAGCUCAUUUUAGCGGGAAAUAUUAUUCAUACAUUAAUGAAGUCUGAUCUAGUGGAAUAUGGCACUCUGGAAAUGCUUCAUUUGGGGAACAAUCACAUUGAGGUUCUUGAAGAAGGAUCAUUUAUGAAUCUAACAAGACUACAGAAGCUCUACUUAAAUGGGAACCAUCUGACCAAAUUAAGUAGAGCCAUGUUCCUUGGUCUUCACAAUCUUGAAUACUUAUAUCUUGAAUAUAAUGCAAUUAAGGAAAUAUUACCAGAAACCUUUAACCCAAUGCCUAAACUUAGAGUCCUGUAUUUAAAUAACAAUCUGUUACAAGUUUUACCACCACAUAUAUUUUCAGAUGUUCCGCUAACAAGGAUAAAUCUUAAAACGAACCACUUUACUCAUCUCCCUGUAAGUAAUAUCUUGGAUGACCUUGAUUUACUGAUCCAGAUUGACCUUGAAGACAACCCCUGGGAUUGCUCCUGUGACCUUGUUGGGUUGCAGCAAUGGAUACAAAAGUUAAGUAAGAACACAGUGACGGAUGACAUCCUUUGCACGUCUCCAGAGCACCUCGCCAAGAAGGAAUUAAAAGCAUUAAAUAGUGAACUUCUUUGCCCAGGUUUGGUCAAUAACCCAUCCCCGCCAACUCAGACUAGUUAUGUAAUUGUCAGUACUCCUACAGCCGAUACUAUUUUAAGAUCGCUGACCGAUGCUGUACCACUCUCUGUUUUAAUAUUAGGACUGCUGAUUGUGUUCAUAACUAUUGUGUUCUGCGCUGCAGGGAUAGUGGUUCUUGUUCUCCACCGCAGGAGAAGAUACAAAAAGAAACAAGCAGACGAGCAGAUCAGAGACAGCAGUCCCGUCCAUCUUCAAUAUAGUAUGUAUGGCCAUAAAACAACUCACCACACCACUGAAAGACCCACUGCAUCACUCUAUGAACCUCACAUCGUGAGCCCCAUGGUUCAUGUCUACAGAAGCCCAUCCUUUGGUCCAAAGCAUUUGGAAGCGGAAGAAGAAAAGAAUGAGAAAGAGGGGAGUGAUGCAAAACAUCUCCAAAGAAGUCUUCUAGAACGGGAAAACCAUUCACCACUCACAGGGUCUAACAUGAAGUACAGAACCACGGACCAAUCGACUGAAUUUUUAUCCUUCCAAGAUGCCAGUUCAUUAUAUAGGAACAUAUUAGAGAAGGAAAGAGAACUUCAGCAACUGGGAAUCACGGAGUACCUAAAGAAAAACAUUGCUCAACUCAAGCCCGAUAUGGAGGUACAUUAUCCGGGAGCCCACGAAGAGUUAAAAUUAAUGGAGACAUUAAUGUACUCAAGGCCAAGGAAGGUAUUAGUGGAACAGACUAAAAAUGAAUAUUUUGAGCUCAAAGCUAACUUACAUGCUGAACCUGACUACUUAGAAGUCCUGGAGCAGCAAACAUAGAUGGAGAGUUUGAAGGCUUUUUCAGAAAUGCUGUGAUUCUGUCUUACGUCGAAAUCUUGUAAAAUAAAGUGCCUUACAUGAGUGUGUCAUCAGUCAGAAUUUAAGCACAGCAGUAUUUCUAUGGGAAAAGAAAAGAAAGAAACUCAGGGAUCAAUGGGAGAAGCCAUUGCAUUGUCUUUUGGUAAUUUUGUCUGUCCCCAACAAAAUAAAUCCUUGCAUGUAGAUCAUUCAAGGAUGAUAGUAAUAUUUCUCCACAUACUUUAAAGUGUUUCACAGACGUCCUCUUACGCAUCUAAAAGGAUUGACUAUUUGAGUAACCACAAUUUUCUUGAAUUACUUUACUUGUGGAUUGAAGAGAAUUGGAUUUUGUCAUUUUAAAAUUAUACCUGUACAUGUAGUUAUAAUACGUAAGGAAUAUAUUGUUUAUAUAACCAGUAGAUGUACUGAACAAACGUGCAUUGUCAAAUGCAUCUGAUUUUAUUACAGUAAAGGCAAAAGGAACUGGAUCUUUAAAGUUACAAAUAGUAAUAGGUAAAGAAAAAUAUAGAGGGUCAAAUUAUAUGGGCUAUGAGUGAGCCAAUUUGCAGGUUAAAAAAAAAUGCCCCGACUCUGCUUUCUGAAUUUCAAAUUAAGAAUGGUUAGUAUUACAGGUGGAAUGAAUAAGCAAACUUUGGGGGUUUUCUGCACACCCUGUGUGGACAAUCUUACUGUAAAUGCUGCUGUGAGCUAAGGUAUGUCAUUUGUGCUCAAAGUUUAAUUCUUAUUCUUGGAAUAAUUUUAAAAUGCUACUGAUAUUCAACUGUAAAUAUGAUUAGUGCAUAUAUGAAGUUUAGUUUCCUUUAUAGCAUUGAUCCUUUGUAAAUUUGAAUGACCAUGAUAGAAAUAUGUUUCUUGUGGCAAGUAAUUCACAGGCGUAAAACAAAUAGGAAAAUGUGUAAUUAUAUUUUUAUUGAUGUAUAAUGAUAGUUGCCAUAAAUUAGUUGCAAAAGGCACUUCUGAAGGUAAGUGGUUUAAGUUGCCUCAAGAGUGGCACAAUGUAGCUUUAUUUUACAAGAAAGUAUAGCUAGAUUUCUAUGAACUAUUUAUUCUGUACAGUUUUGUAUAUUUUUGGUUCACAAAGGUAAUUAUUCUUGGGUGCCUUUUAAGAAAAUUAAAAAAUACCGCUCACUACAAUAAAACUAAAAUGAAAAC
Molecule: messenger RNA, 4272 nt
Organism: Myotis davidii
Lineage: Eukaryota; Metazoa; Chordata; Mammalia; Chiroptera; Vespertilionidae
Gene: SLITRK6
Product: SLIT and NTRK like family member 6
Exons: 2
Coding region: 571-3081 (836 amino acids)
Biological process (GO): positive regulation of synapse assembly; regulation of presynapse assembly; axonogenesis
Cellular component (GO): membrane
Molecular function (GO): protein binding
Source: RefSeq, a predicted model, not a curated record